Molecule: messenger RNA, 2120 nt
Organism: Dendrobium catenatum
Lineage: Eukaryota; Viridiplantae; Streptophyta; Magnoliopsida; Asparagales; Orchidaceae
Exons: 6
Coding region: 29-1933 (634 amino acids)
Source: RefSeq, a predicted model, not a curated record
UGUGCCUAUUGCUUCUUACUUUGUCAGCAUGAGACCUGGAUGGCUUUGUUAUAGGAGAGAUUGCUCUAUAGUUUUGGAGGGGUAUAACCCUAAUAGAGCAGCACGACAAUUUGGUUUUGUUCAGGCCACUCACUUGGAUGGACUUCCAGCACUUCCUGGGGUGAUAGAUCGUCGCCAAUUGAGCUCUCUUUCAUUUUCAGUUUGUCUUGAGGUGGCUUCCAUGACUUGGGCUUUUCUCCUUCGACUUGGGACAGGUUCUAGCUUUUGUAUAGCACCCGUAGAUUCUCCUACUGGUAUUUCACACUUGCGACUGGUCUGGAUUCGUCACACAUUUUCUUCCUUCUUUGAGCUGGGCUUUCAGAGAUAUAGUAGGAGGGUCAGGGGAUCUAGACACCCGAGGGAUUUUCUAGAGUCAAGAGACUGUGCCCCAGUAUAUGCAGAGUCAUUUAAAGUUCGUGGUAGGAGAAGGAGGAGGAGCCCUGAACCUUCUGCCAGAUGUGAUGACCCCGCCCUUUCGUAUGGACGUAGGCCGCUUUCUCCUUCUUUUGAUAGGGGUCGGCCUAGGAGCAAGACAUUAUACGAGCAGACAUCAUCCUGGCAAGCUCCUGCUGAUGCACCGGACAUUUCACAUACUCUUUCGGUCUCUCCCACUUUAGAGCCAGAAGGCUUAGAUACUGCACAUGCUUUUAUGGAUUUACAUACAUUCCCUUUUAGUGAUACAGGUGGUAGGCUUUCUCCUGAGCUACAGCUUAGUGGACUUACACCUGCUUCACCAGCUCCUUACACCAAUUUGAGUCAGGCAUUGAGCAUAGGUAGCUCUUCACAUCAGCCGUCAUCGAGUGACUUGCAUAUAGGAGAUCACUCAAGCACUGAGAUCCCAUCUAUCACCGUUACUGCUUUUGGUGAUGUUGAAGAUCACACCGCCGGUAGUCCUAGUGGACUUGUUGUGGAGCUGGUUGUUUCGUCUCCUACUCUUUCAGAUUCUACUUGGGUAGUCGUUGGUGACUCGUUGGGAGAGCUUUCACUUGAUGAUCAAUGUACUUGUAGUGGCUCUACCCAGUUACUACCCAGGAGUGAUGCCGAUGACACCACGACGGAGCUAGUCACCCACCCUUCCUUGACUCAGGUGGUCUCAGAUUGUUCUUCAGGGAGUUCUUCACCAGACGUUACCUCCCACCAGAGUGGUUGGCGAUCUGUAGCUUCUAUAGAGGACUCUCACCUUUCAGGUUUAGAGCUUUCAUGUUUCGAGUCAAGAUCUGUGUUUCGAGCUCAUCGCUCUUUUAGUCAGCGGUGGCUAAGAGGAGAGCAGUAUGCCGUUACUGCGCUACGAGUUUUACUACGGCGAGUAGACCUUAAUGCUUUACCAGACUUGUUUAGUUUUCAUAUGGAGGCCUACUUACUUUUGGACUUUGCUGCCUCCUGUGGUCUACGAGAUAGCCUUUUGCAGAUGUGGGAGCUUUCCUAUCUCACUGUUGAGUUCGGGUUACUUCAGCUAGACUAUGCUUCUCGGAGGUUGUCUUACAUAAUUCUUGCUGAUUUAGAGGCUGAGGCCCGAGCUACUUGGGAUAGGAUGAGGAGAGCUCGUUUUGAUCUAGAUUUUGGAUUACAAAAUUUGCAUCACUGUCAGCAGGACAUUUCUGGGGAGCAGAUGGUGCUUAUGGGUAUAGAAGCUGAACUCAGAGCUUUGAAAUUGAGGGAGAGAGUUCUUCUAGAGAGACGUGAGGAGGUUAGAGCAGUGGCUACCCAUACCGAGGAGGACUUUUCUUUGAUAGCUUCCGAGGUCAAGCAUUUGGAGGAUAAAUUUUCUUUUUUCACUGAGGAGUUUGACUCGGCUCGUCGUCGGUUGGAGCUCGCACAGGAGCAGCGAGCGAUAUUGCAGGAUCGUUUAUUCAGAGUUAGACAUCAGAUCAGCAACAUUCAAUUCAGACUUUGACAGCUUCAUUACCACAUUCAUGGUAUUUAUGCAUAUAUUUAUUUAUAAUUAUGCAUUAAUUUUAUAGUUUCUUUUCUUCUUCCUUUUUAUUAUUAUUAUUAUUCUUUUUAUAGCUCGACCCUUAGGUUUGUGAGCAUAAGAACUUAGCAGUUCAGCCCUUAGGCUUAUUAAACUAAUGAAUUCUAGC